AUGAAGGCUACCACCAUCUCGGUUCACUGGCACGACGAAUGUCAGCCCGUGUACUCAAUCAACUUCCAGCCGGGGACGGUUCCCGCGCUGCGUCUAGCCACUGCAGGCGGCGACAAUAACGUACGCCUAUGGCGGUUGAAGCACAAUUCCCAAAAAGAACCCUCCGUAGAAUACCUCUGUACGCUCAGGAAGCAUACCCAGGCUGUCAAUGCGGUGCGGUUCGAUGCUUCGGGACGCAUGUUGGCAUCGGCAAGCGAUGAUGGGCUUCUUUUGGUGUGGACGCUAUCACAAGAAGUGGUGACUGAUUUCGGCCACCAGGACGACGAUGCGGUGGAGAGCUGGUCUGUUUUGCAGGUGCACAACACCAACCUGGAGAUCUACGACAUUGCAUGGUCGCCGGAUCUGGCGCGGGUCGCUGUUGCAUGUAUGGACAAUACUUUGAAGGUGUACAACAUUGAGCGAGGCUUGAGAGAGGCUGAGAUGGCAACACACGCCCAUUAUGUCCAGGGUGUUGCAUGGGAUCCCAAGGGCGAGUACUUGGCCACUUUGAGCGCGGACAGAUCGGUGCAUGUGCAUAAAAUCGAGUCUCUGCUGGACACAUUCAAGCUUUCGCUCCUACUGAAGACCUAUAAAACCGACCAAUACGGUCAAUUAGUAUCCGUGCUCCGUGAGAAGGGUGUCUCCACCGCUGAGAAGAAGCCGGUGCAUCUGUUCUAUUCGGAAACACUCCAGUCUUUUUUUAGAAGGUUGGCGUUUUCUCCCGAUGGAAGUCUUCUUCUAGCACCGCUGGGAGUGUUCAAAAAGGAAGACGAAACAGCUGCAGAUUCUCAAACAGAGGGCGCCACAAAUGAGUUUGUCUCGCUCAACACGGUCUAUGUUUUCAUCCGCUCAGGGCUCGAUAGACCACCAGUGUGUCAUAUUCCCGGCCUCCCGAAGCCUGCUGUUGCAGUUUCAUUCAGCCCACUCAUGUACAAACUAUCGGGGAAUGGUUCGCCGGUGUUUGCUUUGGCAUACAAAAUGAUUUUUGCCAUUGCAACCCAGAAUUCUGUAUUUAUCUAUGACACAGAGAAGUUGCAGCCUUUGGGCAUGGUGAACAAUCUCCACUACUUGACGAUUACUGAUAUAAGCUGGGAGAACGAUGGGCAAGCGCUCAUGGUUUCUUCAGCCGAGGGAUUCUGUUCCAUGGUGGCAUUUGAGGAUGGAGUGUUUGGAGAAUUGAUGGAGGGUCAGAAGGAAGUCAAGCCUCCAAAAGUUGAGCCCAAGCUUGACGCUAGACCUGUCAAUACGUUGCCUGUUCGCAGAGCAGAAGCCAAGCCCGCACAGUCGCUUAUAAGUCAGUUCGUUGCAGCACCCAUAAUUGUUAAAGACGAGCCAAGCACAUUGCAGACGAGCUCUAAGGACAAUGAACUAGCAUCUCAGAAUCAGAAUCUGGUACCUGAAGAACAGAAUAAAAAGCGUGUUGUUCCCACACUCCUCCAGGAUUACAAGUGA
Molecule: messenger RNA, 1491 nt
Organism: Australozyma saopauloensis
Lineage: Eukaryota; Fungi; Ascomycota; Pichiomycetes; Serinales; Metschnikowiaceae
Gene: CAC2
Product: Cac2p
Exons: 1
Coding region: 1-1491 (496 amino acids)
Biological process (GO): nucleosome assembly; DNA replication-dependent chromatin assembly
Cellular component (GO): CAF-1 complex; nucleus
Molecular function (GO): protein binding
Source: RefSeq, a predicted model, not a curated record